Molecule: messenger RNA, 1659 nt
Organism: Closterium sp. NIES-65
Lineage: Eukaryota; Viridiplantae; Streptophyta; Zygnematophyceae; Desmidiales; Closteriaceae
Source: the annotation of a GenBank genome assembly
AUGCGGGACCCGCGGGGCGCCGUCAAGCCUGCAGCAGCAGCCACCGCCAGCGCCUGCAGCAGCUGCCGCCCCUGGACCCGGUACGCUCUGUGCUGCCCUGUGCUGCCCGUGCUUGUGCUGCCUGUGCCUGUGCUGCCCGUGCCUGUGCUGCCCGUGCCUGUGCUGCCCGUGCCUGUGCUGCCCGUGCCUGUGCUGCCCGUGCCUGUGCUGCCCGUGCCUGUUGCUCCCCGUGCCUGUGCUGCCCGUGCCUGUGCUGCCCGUGCCUGUUGCUGCCCGUGCCUGUGCUGCCCGUGCCUGUUGCUGCCUGUGCCUGUGCUGCCCGUGCCUGUGCUGCCCGUGCCUGUGCUGCCCGUGCCUGUUGCUGCCCGUGCCUGUGCUGCCCGUGCCUGUGCUGCCCGUGCCUGUGCUGCCCGUGCCUGUUGCUGCCUGUGCCUGUUGCUGCCCGUGCCUGUGCUGCCCGUGCCUGUGCUGCUUGUGCAUGUUGCUGCCCGUGCCUGUGCUGCCCGUGCCUGUUGCUGCCCGUGCCUGUGCUGCCCGUGCCUGUGCUGCCCGUGCCUGUGCUGCUCGUGCCUGUGCUGCCCGUGCCUGUGCUGCCCGUGCCUGUGCUGCCCGUGCCUGUGCUGCCCGUGCCUGUGCUACCCGUGCCUGUGCUGCCCGUGCCUGUGCUGCCCGUGCCUGUGCUGCCCGUGCCUGUUGCUGCCCGUGCCUGUGCUGCCCGUGCCUGUUGCUGCCCGUGCCUGUGCUGCCCGUGCCUGUUGCUGCCCGUGCCUGUGCUGCCCGUGCCUGUGCUGCCCGUGCCUGUGCUGCCCGUGCCUGUUGCUGCCCGUGCCUGUGCUGCCCGUGCCUGUGCUGCCCGUGCCUGUGCUGCCCGUGCCUGUUGCUGCCCGUGCCUGUUGCUGCCCGUGCCUGUGCUGCCCGUGCCUGUGCUGCCCGUGCCUGUUGCUGCCCGUGCCUGUGCUGCCCGUGCCUGUUGCUGCCCGUGCCUGUGCUGCCCGUGCCUGUGCUGCCCGUGCCUGUGCCGCUCGUGCCUGUGCUGCCCGUGCCUGUGCUGCCCGUGCCUGUGCUGCCCGUGCCUGUUGCUGCCCGUGCCUGUUGCUGCCCGUGCCUGUGCUGCCCGUGCCUGUGCUGCCCGUGCCUGUUGCUGCCCGUGCCUGUGCUGCCCGUGCCUGUGCUGCCCGUGCCUGUUGCUGCCCGUGCCUGUGCUGCCCGUGCCUGUUGCUGCCCGUGCCUGUGCUGCGCGUGCCUGUGCUGCCCGUGCCUGUGCUGCCCGUGCCUGUGCUGCCCGUGCAUGUUGCUGCCCGUGCCUGUGCUGCCCGUGCUUGUUGCUGCCCGUGCCUGUGCUGCCCGUGCCUGUUGCUGCCCGUGCCUGUGCUGCCCGUGCCUGUGCUGCCCGUGCCUGUUGCUGCCCGUGCCUGUGCUGCCCGUGCCUGUGCUGCCCGUGCCUGUUGCUGCCCGUGCCUGUGCUGCUCGUGCCUGUUGCUGCGCGUGCCUGUGCUGCCCAUGCCUGUGCUGCCCGUGCCUGUGCUGCCCGUGCCUGUGCUGCCCGUGCCUGUUGCUGCCCGUGCCUGUGCUGCCCGUGCCUGUGCUGCCCGUGCUUGUUGCUGCCCGUGCCUAGUGCGCUCUGCUACUGUCUGCGCCCCCGUUUCCGGCUGUCGCUGA